AUGGGUGAUUUAGUUAAUGUCUUUUCACCAACAAAAGCUGAUGGUACUGCAAUUACUGUCGCUGAGCAAAAAUCUCUCAUUUCAACCUAUGCAGGUCAAUUUGCCAUUAUUGCUGCAGGUUCUGCCAUUGCCAAUUUCAUGUCUCAAUUCUUCUUGAAUUGGGCAAGUGAAAGAAUUGGUGUAGCUUUGAGAGGUGCCUAUUUUGAUUCACUCACCACUCAAGAAAUGGGUUUCUUUGAUAUUAAGAAGGUUGGAAGUCUUACCAUUACUCUAUCUGAGGAUAUUAGUAGAAUUCAGGAAAUUUACACAGUCAAAUUGGCAACUCUCUUCCAAAACAUGACACAAUUCAUUGUUGGUGUUGUUUUGGCUUUGACAACUGGAUGGGAAAUGGCUCUUGUUAUGAUUUCUACCACUCCUCUCAUGGUAUUGGGUGUUGUUGUUCUUGGAGGAAUUAUUAGAAAGCUCACUUUGAAGAUUAACAAAGCCAAUGAUCACAGUGCUGCAAUUGCUACUGAGGUAACAUCAUGUAUGAGAACAGUUAGAUCAAUGGCUGGUGAAGAAAAGGAAAGAUCAAGAUAUAAGAGAGAUGUUAGAAAGAUGUAUUUGGCUGGUAUUGGAAAGUCAUUUUCUUUGGGAGCUACGUUUGGAUUAUUGACAGCUAUUUUGUGGGGAACUGCUGCUUUAGCUUUCUGGUUUGGUGGAGGUUUAGUUGUUGAAUCAAAGAUGAAUAUUGGAAGUAUGAUGAAAAUCUUUGGUCUCUCACUCUUUGCCAUUAUGGGUAUUUCAGGAACUGGUGGUUUCUUCCCAGAUUAUACUAAAGCUAUGGUUUCUCAAAAGACAGUUUUGAAAAUCUUAAAGAGAAAGGCAGCCAUUCCAUUCCAAGGAGGUAAAACACUUGAAAAAAUUAUUGGAAACGUAACCUUUGCAAAUGUUGAUUUUAUUUAUCCAUCACGUCCAAAUGUGACUGUAUUGAAGAAUUUCAGUUUGGAUAUUAAGGCAGGUGAAGCUGCUGCUUUGGUUGGUCCAUCAGGUUCUGGUAAAUCAACCAUUGUAGGUUUGUUGGAAAGAUUUUAUGAACCAGCAAGUGGUAAAGUCUACUUGGAUGGAGUUGAUUUGGCUGAAUUGGAUCCAAUGUGGUUACAUAGAAAUCUUGGAAUUGUUACACAAGGUAAGUUGUUUGCAACUACUAUUUACAAGAAUAUUGCAUAUGCAAUUGGUGAAGAAAACACAUCAAUGGAACAAGUUAUUGAAGCUGCCAAAUCAGCCAACUGUCACAGUUUCAUCAUGGAUCUUCCAGAAGGGUACAAUACAUUAUUGGGUGAACGUGGUGUUUCACUCUCAGGUGGUCAAAAGCAACGUGUCUGUAUUGCUCGUGCCUUAUUACAAAAUCCAAAGAUUCUUUUAUUGGAUGAAGCUACCUCUGCAUUGGAUACUGAAUCUGAAGCUCUCGUUCAAGCUGCUUUGGAUUUGUUAAUGAAGGGAAGAACAACCAUUUGCAUUGCUCACAGAUUAUCCACUGUUAGAAAUUCUGAUAAGAUUUGUGUGUUGGCAAAGGGAGUUUUGAAAGAGACGGGAACACACGAAGAGUUGAUGAAAAUUCCAAAUGGAAUUUACAUGAAUCUUGCUCAAAAACAAAUGCUCUUCUCUCAUGAACAGGAUUUGGAGGUAACGUUGGAUGUUCUUCAAUAA
Molecule: messenger RNA, 1689 nt
Organism: Naegleria gruberi
Lineage: Eukaryota; Heterolobosea; Eutetramitea; Acrasida; Naegleriidae
Exons: 3
Coding region: 1-1689 (562 amino acids)
Biological process (GO): transmembrane transport
Cellular component (GO): membrane
Molecular function (GO): ATP hydrolysis activity; ATP binding; ABC-type oligopeptide transporter activity
Source: RefSeq, a predicted model, not a curated record